GCCCGGUGAGCGUCCUGGCAGAGCCCCACCGGGGAAAGAGGGGCUCCGGAAGGGCUGGGGAGCCACCUUUCAGGUGACAAAGGAGCUGCGGGGUGCCCUAGCAUUGAGAUGACUCAGGAGACAAACCAGACCCCAGGGCCCAUGCUGUGUAGUACAGGAUGUGGAUUUUAUGGAAAUCCUAGGACAAAUGGGAUGUGUUCUGUUUGCUACAAAGAGCAUCUUCAGCGACAGCAGAAUAGUGGUAGAAUAAGCCCAAUGGGUAAGGGAACAGCCAGUGGUUCAAACAGUCCUACCUCAGACUCUGCAUCUGUACAGAGAGCAGACACUAGCUUAAACAACUGUGAAGGUGCUGCUGGCAGCACAUCUGAAAAAUCAAGAAAUGUGCCUGUUGCCGCUUUGCCUGUAACGCAGCAAAUGACAGAAAUGAGCAUUUCAAGAGACGAAAAAGUAACGCCGAAAACAGAGACUGAGCCAGUUGUUACUCAACCAAGCCCAUCGGUUUCUCAGCCUAGUACGUCGCAGAGUGAAGAGAGGACUCCUGAGCUGCCCAAACCAAAGAAGAACAGAUGUUUCAUGUGCAGAAAGAAGGUUGGCCUUACAGGAUUUGACUGCCGAUGUGGAAACUUAUUUUGUGGACUUCACCGAUACUCUGACAAGCAUAACUGCCCGUAUGAUUACAAAGCAGAAGCUGCAGCAAAAAUCAGGAAAGAGAAUCCAGUUGUGGUGGCUGAAAAAAUCCAGAGAAUAUAGGUUAACCUGCUUGUGAACAGACUGACUGACUCUUUGUUUUUAAUAUAUCCUAGGAAAACACAAAAGAGCAGGUGCAUGGCCGUUUUCCUCUGUUCUCCAAAGUUUUACUUUUAGUCUUGUCUGUCUUAUAAUGAUAUUUCAGAAUGUUUGGGUGUUUGUUACAGGCAGAAUCGGAUAGAUACAGCCCUUGAAAAUAUAUAUGCCCUCCCCAGAAUAUAAUUGGAUGAUCAGAAACCUGCAUAGGAAUUCACAUGCACAGAGGACAGACUCUCUAGUUCACGUGUGCCAAACAGAUGUAUGCUAUCUGCAUGUUUGCAGCAGAUCUGACUUUUCAGAUAUGUUUGAGAUAUAUAAUCUUUGGUUAGUGUUAUGUGCCUGUUUUGGAGAAGGAUACAUCGAAAAGGUUGGCAGUCUAUCAUUUUAAAUGUCAUUCUAAUUUUAGUUUCCACACUCCAUUGUUUUCCAGCAGAGUGUAUGUUACGUAGAGGGGUCCACCAUCCCAGUAAAAUGAAUGUUGGUGCCAUAUUUAAGAAAGUUACUUAUCAAUUGCACUGAGAAAAGUGGAAAAAAUCAGAUACGUAUGAGAAGAAGACUGUUUUGGAAAAGAUUACAUUAGCUUUAGAAUCAUGAAAAUGCGAAAAAAUUUCUUUACUUUGAGGGUGGCAGAGGACUGGAACAGGCUGCCCAGGGAGGUGGUGGAGUCUCUUUCUCAGGAGACAUUCAAAACCCACCUGGAUGCAUUCCUGUCCAUCCUGCUCUAGGUGAACCUGCUUGGGCAAGGGGGUUGGACUUGGUGAUCUCUGGAGGUCCCUUCCAAUCCCUAACUUUCUGUGUGAUUCUGUAAAAUCGGUUCCUGAAGGAAAUGUCCUGCUAGGAACUUACGAACUGACCUGCAACAGAGUUGUCUGCUUUUCCUUGCAUAGCUAAAAAUGUCGUGUAGCACAAUAUUGUAAGAUUGGUUUACCAAAAAAAAGUUACAUAUGUUUUUAGACAUACCACAUCAGCUCUAUCAAGCAAUACGUCUGAUGGGUAAGUUGCUGAAGUAUUAGAACAGUUUAUUAUUCAUAUACUACUUAAGUUCUGUGUGUUCUGAGUUCAAAAGAAUAUUAGGAGUUAAUUUUUUCUAGUUUUAAAUGUAACAAUUGCACUGUUCUGCAUGGAAAACCAUACCCAACAUGGCUGCUGUAGACUUAACUGGUAGCUGGAACCACUCUUGGAGGGCUGCUUUAUCAUUUUUAAUUGUACUUGGGUGUAGGACUAGUGUUCUUGGGUGUAUUGCAUGGGCUGCAUUAUCUACAGCAUUGUACAAUAACAACUCUAGAAAAGGCAGUAUACUUCACUGAUGCUUGUCUGGUAAUAUCACUUCUGUGUUAUAAUGGAAGGGGUUUUGUGAUGUAUGAAACUUGUGUUUUUUUAUAUAAACAAGUACAGUUUAGACUAGUGUUGUGGUAAUGCCUGUUCUCAUCUGUAAAUAGUUACGUAUUGUACACAAGGCGCUACUCCUGAACUUCCAAUUUUUAUUGCAGUGUUCAGUCUUAGUUUAUACUUCACUAUUAAAAGUAUCAGGUUUUUGCUUCUAACUUUGUUUUUCUGAGUUAUUAGAUAUGCAAACAUGUACAGAUAGUUCAUAUUUAUGUAUUGCACAUAAUCAUGCUACCCAGCAUCUAUGCUGUAUUGUAUUAUGUAAAUAAUAAAAAUCAUGUACAGAAGGAAAUA
Calidris pugnax (ruff) is the source of this 2466-nucleotide messenger RNA. It is a transcript of the gene ZFAND5, whose product is annotated as zinc finger, AN1-type domain 5. Bases 109 to 750 code for a protein of 213 amino acids. Gene Ontology annotation, molecular function: zinc ion binding; DNA binding. The transcript has 6 exons. The record is from RefSeq and is a predicted model, not a curated record. NCBI's taxonomy places the organism in Eukaryota, Metazoa, Chordata, Aves, Charadriiformes, Scolopacidae.